AAAUUUUAAAACAACAACAACACAUGUUUGACGUUUAAUUUUGUUGUACAUGUCAAAGAUUUACUGCUGUAAUUUUUGAGAGGUUAUUUUCUGAUUUAACACUUAAAAAAAGAUAAACAAACCAUACAAUGUCGUUUAAUUAUAUUUUAAAUACAGCCAAAAGUAGAACUCCGAUAUUAGACGUCAUACGUAAUGCUAGUAAGAAAACUGGAGGCAGUACUAAAAACACAAAUUGUAAAGUAAAACCUAAGCACAGAGGUUGGAAGGUACAGGACGGACAUUAUGUGAAGGCCGGUCACAUGCUAGCUACUCAACGAACCACUCGAUUCCAUCCAGGAUUAAAUGUCGGUUUAGGAAGAAAUGGAACACUCUUCGCGAUGGAGGCUGGUAAAGUGGUGGUAACCUGUGAGAAAUUUGAUCCGUUCUGGGAACACACUUGGGUACAAAGAAUUUACAGUGGCAGAGAAGACCAAACAAUAUAUAAGAAGUAUUUUAAUGUUAUACCUGAACCACAGCAUAAUAGAUUUAAAUUAAUCGAUGAAAUUUAGAACAUUUGUUUUUAU
Molecule: messenger RNA, 563 nt
Organism: Melitaea cinxia (Glanville fritillary)
Lineage: Eukaryota; Metazoa; Arthropoda; Insecta; Lepidoptera; Nymphalidae
Gene: mRpL27
Product: 50S ribosomal protein L27
Exons: 3
Coding region: 129-548 (139 amino acids)
Biological process (GO): translation
Cellular component (GO): ribosome; mitochondrial large ribosomal subunit
Molecular function (GO): structural constituent of ribosome
Source: RefSeq, a predicted model, not a curated record